AUUUCCCAUUACUUUGAAAGUUGAAACCGUCACCGUUUACAGACAAAGUAAAUGGCUGGCAGAGGAGGAUGGGGAAGGGGACGGGGAAGAGGCGUAUAUGUCCGACCAGUGCCGUUUGUAGUUUUUCCACAGGAUAUUGAUUUGCCUGAUGUUAAGCACGGCAAAAUGGAUACUUCUAUGAGACAGUUGCUUAAAUGGGAUUAUGAUUUUGAUAGAUAUUUUGAAGUGGCUCCUUAUUUCUUGGAGGAGAAGGCAGAAUUGAAGGGGCGCAAAAGGAUGCACGUAGAAAGAUUUUCUGACAAGAAGAAGACCAUUUUUACUCGUGAUUCUCUUCUGCAGGUUUUAGUUUUCGACGAAUGUGUUAAGGAGUUGGUUCCAGGUAAAACGAAGCAGACGCUGAGCCGGAAAAAACGUCAAUGGAACCCAGAAUAUGGUGAGAAAAAACUUGCAUUGCUAGAGAAGGAGCUCCUAGAAGAGCACAAGGAGGGUAAACAUAAAAAGGAGGAAGAAGAUGAAGAAAGUGAAGAUGAAGAGGAAAAUGAAGAGAGUAGCGAGUCCGGCAAUGAUGAUUAUGAUAAGAAUGAUGAUGUUGACGACGAUGAUUUAAAUGAUAAAGAUUCUGGGGAUGAUGAAGCUAUACUGUAAGAUAUCUAUAUGGAAAGUGAUUCUUUACUCAUCCUACGGCUGUUUCUAUACUAGCAUGGAUUACUGCUUCGAGGCUUUUACUUUGCCGAUAUAUCAAAUUAUUUAAUUUACUGACAUCAAAUUAUUUCUUUUUUAAAUUUGCUGCUUGACCAGAAGAAAUGUAGUUGAUUGAGAAGUUAAAUAAGGUAAUCUUGGGUUAAUUUUUA
This is a messenger RNA of Medicago truncatula (barrel medic), 851 nucleotides long. Its product is annotated as DNA-directed RNA polymerase III subunit RPC7-like. Bases 52 to 645 code for a protein of 197 amino acids. The record is from RefSeq and is a predicted model, not a curated record. NCBI's taxonomy places the organism in Eukaryota, Viridiplantae, Streptophyta, Magnoliopsida, Fabales, Fabaceae. Gene Ontology annotation, cellular component: RNA polymerase III complex. Gene Ontology annotation, biological process: transcription by RNA polymerase III. The transcript has 9 exons.